Dermacentor andersoni is the source of this 3265-nucleotide messenger RNA. Its product is annotated as transcription factor Sox-8-like. Lineage: Eukaryota; Metazoa; Arthropoda; Arachnida; Ixodida; Ixodidae. Gene Ontology annotation, biological process: regulation of transcription by RNA polymerase II. The record is from RefSeq and is a predicted model, not a curated record. Gene Ontology annotation, cellular component: nucleus. Gene Ontology annotation, molecular function: RNA polymerase II cis-regulatory region sequence-specific DNA binding; DNA-binding transcription factor activity, RNA polymerase II-specific.
GUCCCGACGCCCAGAGCAGCCCUCCUCCAUCUUCAAGACGCCCCGCCAUCAGUCUGUACGUGUGGGAAGGCUGAGCGCAGACUAGUCUCUCGCACUUGCCGUCCGAGCAAGAGCUGGAUCCUGGACCGGUCGUUAUUUGUCGAAGCGGUGACCGAUUGCACUCGCGAGCGCCUGGAAAUCGGCCCCUUGCAAAGGGUACACCGUCGGAACGCUCUCGCGACCAGUGUUUCGUGAACAACAGCUGGACAUCGGAACGGCCGGUGUCGACGGCCAGGACUAUCGGUGCCACGCGUCCAGCCAUUGCGUCGUCAGCUAUACAAGUACAGUGCGCAGUCGCCAGCGGACGCCGCCGGGGCUCGAACCAUUUACGGCUUCGAGAGGACGACUUUCUGGUGCGGUGGUGUGAUGAGUGUUGUUUGUGACCGUUUUCUUCAAUUCUGUAAAAGAGCCAGCGACGCUUGGAUUACGCGGCUACCUCGCGUUCUUCGGUGCGCGUGUGUGACGUGCACGUAUUCGGCACAGCUCCAACGGGCCGCAGCGGAGCGUGCGCAGUAGAUUCCCUCGGCGUGCGACCUUGGUGCAGGUGGGAUCUCUCUCUCUGUCUUCUUGUGUCUUACGAAACGCCGUCGUGUGGGCUCGGGUUGAACACUUUUUUCAUCUCAAGAAUGUGCACCAAGUGAACGUUCAUCGAGGUCCCACAAGCACAGAUCGUUGAGCGAACGUUCAGUGUCGAGCGGCGAGCUUCCCAGAUGCGUGUGGUCCUCUACGUUAGGCUAUCGGUAUACUCAAUUGCCAGCGCGGUGCAAGCCAUAAGCUGCGGUGAACAGUAUAGUCAAAGUUGCCAGGUCAUACGUGAGACUACGCAAGUUCCUAAGUACCGCUAAGUCGACAAAUCGGACACGUACUAAGUGUCCCACUAUUCAGAUGCACAUAAGCCAGUGUAAAAAAAGAAAGCUUUGUGACGCGGCUGUAAGCACCAUACGCACCGAGGAAUACUGAGGCCGUUCACACACGUUCGGCAAACAAAGCAAGGCCUAUUGGGCAUCGACAAAGGCGGCCACUACGCUUGAAGGUUUGACACAAUCGCAACGAUCGCUGGUCGCUGCAUCAUCGAUUAAAAUUUACUGUUGCCCAAAACACGUGAGAGCUUCCAACAAGCCAAGUGGAAACGCCAUUGAAUAGUCUGAAACCUUCCGUGAUGUCUUGCCGGUCCUAAAACAUAAAACUUAAAUUUCUACGUCGCCCAAGGCUUCACCGCGGUCUCCUCCUCACCGAUAUUGAAGCAUCAGUGACUCACCUUGCUUCCCACGGUUCGCCUUCAUUCUUUGACUCGCGCAGAUGUAAACCCAAUUUUCGUCUGCUUCUGAAAAAAAAAAAAAAAAUGUCGAGAAUGAAGGUAUCUUUGGGUGGCACUCUCAAAUGCUGACGCAGUGAACGUAAAGUUUCUGAAAAUAUCUGACUCUGCAAAAGCUUACCCACUACAUCGAUCACUGAGAGAGAGGUGGCGCUCGCCCUAUGAGAUCACUGUUGACUAAAGCACAAACAACGCGGGCCUUCUUCGCAAGCGUCAGUCCGUGCUAAGUGCAACAUCUCGCGUCUUAUCUGCAUUCGUGCGCAAAGCAAGCACGUUGUCGCCUUGCCCAAGAGACCCCGUUGAGUCGCGCACAAGCGAGGAACAAAAGGCACCUGUAACCAGAUGUACACCUGAUCGCGCGACGAAGGCUUAACCACGUGUGACCGGAACAGCUCCGACACGACACGAAGGCAUAUAUAAGGGCCAUCAAUCAACUCGCCGAAUGAAAACAGCGGCUCCUUUUGUUCACUUGAGUUGGCACUGAAGAAGACGCCCCCCUCGUGCAUCCCUCCGCGACCGACGUCGUGGACAAAGAAGUGUGGCUGUUCCGCGCUGUGUCCGAUUCACUCGUGGACGCCUCAGUGUCACCGCGUGUUCAGCGUGAUUGUGAAGGCUGCCUAGCAAUCUCAGGAACGCUCGGUAUAUAGCUCGACACCUUUCAGCGCUGAUUCCUGCGGCGUGACUUCUUUUCUUUUUUUCAUCUCUCGUUUCUGGCGCGGGAAGAUGAGAGAAAUCCUUGUUCUUCCGGACGUGAACAGGAAUCCCGAAGAACAGCUAAAGGGACUCGUUGUCCCAUUUGAAGCCUCGCUGAGAGCGCAUUCUGGCAGGUAGUUGUUGAAGUGCUUUCAAGAAGUUAUCAGUCACCUCUCGAGUUUUAAUGGACGAAGACAUGAAAAAUCUAUUUGCCCUUUAGUAGUGUCUGAGGGGCACAACAAGACAUACAACUGACUGCAAUCUAUUUUCGGCGCUUUGGUGUGCUCUGCAGUAGAAGGCUUCACAAGGUGUCCCCUCUCGUUCACAACCUGUCGUUUACAGACAAAUCUUCAGGAAGUGUUGUAGGACGCAUCCAAAACAAGGGACAUACCAAUAAAAGCGCACCGCGAGCCCUUCGAAACGUUGACCCGAAUUCCCUUCAAUUAAGACCAAUACGGAACUUAGAAGUUCGACCUUACACCAUACGUACGUCACGCCUACCACGUCACGAAACAAAGCAAAAUGCCAUCAACACCGAGGCGAAGCAGCGGCGGAGGCUUUUCCGAAGACAGCUUCUUUCCGAAGAAGGUCAUCGAGCUGGUCACCAUGGAACCGAGUUCGAGCCGCCGAAACCGGCACAACCAUCACCACAGCCCUCAUCACCACCAGCCGUCAUCUUCCAUGGCCCCGUCGAGCAGACCGUUCGACGACGAAGAUGACAGCUGCUCGGGAGACAGUGCCGAGGGACUGUCCAUAGACCCCCUGGACGACAAUCCGGGCAUCCAGGCGGCCGUGAGCAAGGUGCUGCAGAGCUACGACUGGUCCCUCGUGGCCAAGACGACGCGGCAGACAACCUCGGAGAAAAAGCGUCAGCACGUCAAGCGGCCCAUGAACGCGUUCAUGGUGUGGGCCCAAGCUGCUCGGAGAAAGCUCGCCGACCAGUACCCACACCUGCACAACGCGGAACUCAGUAAGACCCUCGGCAAGCUCUGGAGGGUCCUCGGCGAUGACGAGAAACGACCGUUCAUGGAGGAGGCCGAGCGGCUUCGAUGCAAGCACAAAAAGGACCACCCGGACUACAAGUACCAACCGCGCCGCCGGAAACCGCUGAAGGGAUUCGAACCGCCGCCUCCGCAAGCGCCGCAGCAACAGCAGCAGGGACAACAGAGGUCCAAAGGGCGAUCCUCGUCAGCUUCGCAGGCAUCAUCGUCCAGGUGA